Molecule: messenger RNA, 6093 nt
Organism: Fasciola hepatica (liver fluke)
Lineage: Eukaryota; Metazoa; Platyhelminthes; Trematoda; Plagiorchiida; Fasciolidae
Source: the annotation of a GenBank genome assembly
AUGGUCCUCACCUAUAGGAGGCCGUUUCAGCCCAGUUUCGAUCAAUUCACCUAUGUUCCGCUAAUCCUACUGGAAUUUCACCUGCACCAAUGUAAUCCUCAGGCCGUGACUAUCCUCUGGACAAACAAUGGUCCCCAUAGGACACCGGUUAUGCGCAGUUUCGAUCAAUUCACCUAUGUUCCGCUAAUCCUACUGGAAUUUCUCUUGCACCAAUGUAAUUCUCAGGCCGUGACUAUCCUCUCGACAAACAGUGGUCCCCAUAGGACGCCGUUUAAGCCCAGUUUCGAUCAAUCCACCUAUGUUCCGCUAAUCCUACUGGAACUUCUCUUGCACCAAUGUUAUCCUCAGGCCGUGACUAUCCUCUGGACAAACAAUGGUCCCCAUAGGACACCGGUUAAGCGCAGUUUCGAUCAAUUCACCUAUGUUCCGCUAAUUCUCCUGGAAUUUCUCUUGCACCAACGUAAUCCUCAGGCCGUGACUAUCCUCUGCACAAACAAUGGUCCCCAUCCCCUCCAUAGGACGCCGUUUAAGCCCUGUUUCGAUCAAUUCACCUAUGUUCCGCUAAUCCUACUGGAAUUUCUAUUGAACCAAUGUAAUCCUCAGGCCGUGACUAUCCUCUGGACAAACAACUGUCCCUCUCCCAAUAGGACGCCGUUUAAACCAAGUUUCGAUCAAUUCACCUAUGUUCCGCUUAUCCUACUGGAAUUUCUCUUGCACCGAUGUAAUCCUCAGGCCGUGACUAUCCUCUGGACAAAGAAUCAGCGUGCACGUAGGAAUCCGUUUCAGCCCAGCUUCGAUCAAUUCACCUAUGUUCCGCUAAUCCUACUGGAAUUUAUCUUCACCAAUGCGGUGACUAUCCUCUGGACAAACAAUGGUCCAUAUAGGACGCCGUUUCAGCCCAGUUUCGAUCAAUUCACCUAUGUUCCGCUAUUCCUACUGGAAUUUCUCUUGCACCAAUGUAAUCCUCAGGCCGUGACUAUCCUCUGGACAAAGAAUCAGCGUGCACGUAGGAAUCCGUUUCAGCCCAGUUUCGAUCAAUUCACCUAUGUUCCGCUAAUCCUACUGGAAUUUCUCUUGCACCAAUGUAAUCCUCGGGCCGUGACUAUCCUCUGGACAAAGAAUCAGCGUGCUCGUAGGAAUCCGUUUCAGCCCAGCUUCGAUCAAUUCACCUAUGUUCCGCUAAUCCUACUGGAAUUGCUCUUGCACCAAUGUAAUCCUCAGGCCGUGACUAUCCUCUGGACAAAGAAUCAGCGUGCACGAAGGAAUCCGUUUCAGCCCAGUUUCGAUCAAUUCACCUAUGUUCCGCUAAUCCUACUGGAAUUUCUCUUGCACCAAUGUAAUCCUCAGGCCGUGACUAUCCUCUGGACAAAGAAUCAGCGUGCUCGUAGGAAUCCGUUUCAGCCCAGCUUCGAUCAAUUCACCUAUGUUCCGCUAAUCCUACUGGAAUUGCUCUUGCACCAAUGUAAUCCUCAGGCCGUGACUAUCCUCUGGACAAAGAAUCAGCGUGCACGUAGGAAUCCGUUUCAGCCCAGCUUCGAUCAAUUCACCUAUGUUCCGCUAAUCCUACUGGAAGUUGUCUUGCACCAAUGUAAUCCUCAGGCCGUGAAUAUCCUCUUGACAAAGAAUCAGCGUUCACGUAGGAAUCCGUUUCAGACCAGUUUCGAUCAAUUAACCUAUGUUCCGCUAAUCCUACUGGAAUUUCUCUUGCACCAAUGUAAUCCUCAGGCCGCCGUGACUAUCCUCUGGACAAAGAAUCAGCGUGCACGUAGGAAUCCGUUUCAGACCAGUUUCGAUCAAUUCACCUAUGUUCCGCUAAUCCUACUGGAAUUUCUCUUGCACCAAUGUAAUCAUCAGGCCGUGACUAUCCUCUGGACAAACAAUGGUCCCCAUAGGACGCCGUUUCAGCCCAGUUUCGAUCAACUCACCUAUGUUCCGCUAAUCCUACUGGAAGUUGGCUUGCACCAAUGUUAUCCUCGGGCCGUGACUAUCCUCUGGACAAAGAAUCAGCGUGCACGUAGAAAUCCGUUUCAGCCCAACUUCGAUCAAUUCACCUAUGUUCCGCUAAUCCUCCUGGAAUUUCUCUUGCACCAAUGUAAUCCUCAGGCCGUGACUAUCCUCUGGACAAAGAAUCAGCGUGCACGUUGGAAUCCGUUUCAGCCCAGUUUCGAUCAAUUCACCUAUGUUCCGCUAAUCCUACUGGGAUUCCUCUUGCACCAAUGUUAUCCUCAGGCCGUGACUAUCCUCUGGACAAAGAAUCAGCGUGCACGUAGGAAUCCGUUUCAGCCCAGUUUCGAUCAAUUCACCUAUGUUCCGCUAAUCCUCCUGGAAUUUCUCUUGCACCAAUGUAAUCAUCAGACCGUGACUAUCCUCUGGACAAACAAUGGUCCCCAUAGGACGCCGUUUCAGCCCAGUUUCGAUCAAUUCACCUAUGUUCCGCUAAUCCUCCUGGAAUUUCUCUUGCACCAAUUUAAUCCUCAGGCCGUGACUAUCCUCUGGACAAACAGUGGUCCGCAUAGGACGCCGUUUCAGCCCAGUUUCGAUCAAUUCACCUAUGUUCCGCUAAUCCUCCUGGAAUUUCUCUUGCACCAAUGUAAUCCUCAGGCCGUGACUAUCCGCUGGACAAAGAAUCAGCGUGCACGUAGGAAUCCGUUUCAGCCCAGCUUCGAUCAAUUCACCUAUGUUCCGCUAAUCCUACUGGAAUUUCUCUUGCACCAAUGUAAUCAUCAGGCCGUGACUAUCCUCUGGACAAAGAAUCAGCGUGCACGUAGGAAUCCGUUUCAGACCAGUUUCGAUCAAUUCACCUAUGUUCCGCUAUUCCUACUGGAAUUUCUCUUGCACCAAUGUAAUCCUCAGGCCGUGGCGGUGACUAUCCUCUGGACAAACAAUGGUCCCCAUAGGACGCCGUUUAAGCCCAGUUUCGAUCAAUUCACCUAUGUUCCGCUAAUCCUACUGGAAUUUCCUCUGCACCAAUGUAAUCCUCAGGCCGUGACUAUCCUCUGGACAAAGAAUCAGCGUGCACGUAGGAAUCCGUUUCAGACCAGUUUCGAUCAAUUCACCUAUGUUCCGCUAAUCCUACUGGAAUUUCUCUUGCACCAAUGUAAUCAUCAGGCCGUGACUAUCCCCUGGACAAACAAUGGUGCCCAUAGGACGUCGUUUCAGCCCAGUUUCGAUCAACUCACCUAUGUUCCGCUAAUUCUACUGGAAGUUGAUUUGCACCAAUGCUAUCCUCGGGCCGUGACUAUCCUCUGGACAAAGAAUCAGCGUGCACGUAGGAAUCCGUUUCAGCCCAGCUUCGAUCAAUUCACCUAUGUUCCGCUAAUCCUCCUGGAAUUUCUCUUGCACCAAUGUAAUCCUCAGGCCGUGACUAUCCUCCGGACAAAGAAUCAGCGUGCACGUAGGAAUCCGUUUCAGACCAGUUUCGAUCAAUUCACCUAUGUUCCGCUAAUCCUACUGGAAUUUCUCUUGCACCAAUGUAAUCCUCAGGCCGUGACUAUCCUCUGGACAAACAAUGGUCCCCAUAGGACGCCGUUUAAGCUCAGUUUCGAUCAGAUCACCUAUGUUCCGCUAAUCCUACUGGAAUUGCUCUUGCACCAAUGUAAUCCUCAGGCCGUGACUAUCCUCUGGACAAAGAAUCAGCGUGCACGUAGAAAUCCGUUUCAGCCCAGCUUCGAUCAAUUCACCUAUGUUCCGCUAAUCCUCCUGGAAUUUCUCUUGCACCAAUGUAAUCCUCAGGCCGUGACUAUCCUCUGGACAAAGAAUCAGCGUGCACGUAGGAAUCCGUUUCAGCCCAGUUUCGAUCAAUUCACCUAUGUUCCGCUAAUCCUACUGGACGUUGUCUUGCACCAAUGUUAUCCUCAGGCCGUGACUAUCCUCUGGACAAAGAAUCAGCGUGCACGUAGGAAUCCGUUUCAGCCCAGUUUCGAUCAAUUCACCUAUGUUCCGCUAAUCCUCCUGGAAUUUCUCUUGCACCAAUGUAAUCAUCAGACCGUGACUAUCCUCUGGACAAACAAUGGUCCCCAUAGGACGCCGUUUCAGCCCAGUUUCGAUCAAUUCACCUAUGUUCCGCUAAUCCUCCUGGAAUUUCUCUUGCACCAAUUUAAUCCUCAGGCCGUGACUAUCCUCUGGACAAACAGUGGUCCCCAUAGGACGCCGUUUCAGCCCAGUUUCGAUCAAUUCACCUAUGUUCCGCUAAUCCUCCUGGAAUUUCUCUUGCACCAAUGUAAUCCUCAGGCCGUGACUAUCCGCUGGACAAAGAAUCAGCGUGCACGUAGGAAUCCGUUUCAGCCCAGCUUCGAUCAAUUCACCUAUGUUCCGCUAAUCCUACUGGAAUUUCUCUUGCACCAAUGUAAUCCUCAGGCCGUGACUAUCCUCUGGACAAAGAAUCAGCGUGCACGUAGGAAUCCGUUUCAGACCAGUUUCGAUCAAUUCACCUAUGUUCCGCUAUUCCUACUGGAAUUUCUCUUGCACCAAUGCCGUGACUAUCCUCCGGAAAAAGAAUCAGCGUGCACGUUGGAUUCCGUUCAAGCCCAGUUUCGAUCAAUUAACCUAUGUUCCGCUAAUCCUACUGGAAUUUCUCUUGCACCAAUGACGCCGUUUCAGCCCAGUUUCGAUCAAUUCACCUAUGUUCCGCUAAUCCUCCUGGAAUUCCACCUGCACCAAUGUAAUCCUCAGGCCGUGACUAUCCUCUGGACAAAGAAUCAGCGUGCACGUAGGAAUCCGUUUCAGACCAGUUUCGAUCAAUUCACCUAUGUUCCGCUAAUCCUACUGGAAUUUCUCUUGCACCAAUGUAAUCCUCAGGCCGUGACUAUCCUCUGGACAAACAAUGGUCACCAUAGGACGUCGUUUCAGCCCAGUUUCGAUCAACUCACCUAUGUUCCGCUAAUUCUACUGGAAGUUGAUUUGCACCAAUGUUAUCCUCUGGCCGUGACUAUCCUCUGGACAAAGAAUCAGCGUGCACGUAGGAAUCCGUUUCAGCCCAGCUUCGAUCAAUUCACCUAUGUUCCGCUAAUCCUACUGGAACUUAUACUGCACCAAUGUAAUCCUCAGGCCGUGACUAUCCUCCGGAAAAAGAAUCAGCGUGCACGUUGGAUUCCGUUCAAGCCCAGUUUCGAUCAAUUAACCUAUGUUCCGCUAAUCCUACUGGAAUUUCUCUUGCACCAAUGUAAUCCUCAGGCCGUGACUAUCCUCUGGACAAACAAUGGUCCCCAUAGGACGCCGUUUCAGCCAGUUUCGAUCAACUCACCUAUGUUCCGCCAAUCCUCCUGCCGUGACUAUCCUCUGGACAAACAAUGGUCCCCCCCCCAUAGGACGCCGUUUAAGCCCACUUUCGAUCAAUUCACCUAUGUUCCGCUAAUCCUACUGGAAGUUGUCUUGCACCAAUGUAAUCCUCAGGCCGUGACUAUCCUCUGGACAAAGAAUCAGCGUGCACGUAGGAAUCCGUUUCAGACCAGUUUCGAUCAAUUCACCUAUGUUCCGCUAAUCCUACUGGAAUUUCUCUUGCACCAAUGUAAUCCUCAGGCCGUGACUAUCCUCUGGACAAAGAAUCAGCGUGCACGUAGGAAUCCGUUUCAGACCAGUUUCGAUCAAUUCACCUAUGUUCCGCUAAUCCUACUGGAAUUUCUCUUGCACCAAUGUAAUCAUCAGGCCGUGACUAUCCUCUGGACAAACAAUGGUCACCAUAGGACGCCGUUUAAGCCCAGUUUCGAUCAAUUCACCUAUGUUCCGCUAAUCCUACUGGAAUUCCUCUUGCACCAAUAUAAUCCUCAGGCCGUGACUAUCCUCUGGACAAAGAAUCAGCGUUCACGUAUGAAUCCGUUUCAGCCCAGUUUCGAUCAAUUCACCUAUGUUCCGCUAAUCCUACUGGAAUUUCUCUUGCACCAAUGUAAUCCUCAGGCCGUGACUAUCCUCUGGACAAAGAAUCAGCGUGCACGUAGGAAUCCGUUUCAGCCCAGCUUCGAUCAAUUCACCUAUGUUCCGCUAAUCCUCCUGGAAUUUCUCUUGCACCAAUGUAAUCCUCAGGCCGUGACUAUCCUCUGGACAAACAAUGGUCCCCCCCCCAUAGGACGCCGUUUAAGCCCACUUUCGAUCAAUUAA